AUGGCGGCAGCCAGGUUAAACCAUUCAGGCGACUUGUCGCAUUUCUUAGCGGGCCGAUCCCCUGCGUCUGAGCCGCUCGAGAUCACGAAGGGGCGAAUGCGUAACGGUACCACCGGCCCGAAUGACAUCGUGGUAGCGCUGAAUGGGGACAGGAAGGAAAGCUCACUCGAUGGCACCAAUGACCCCAUGCCCAUCAUGGCUGGAGGCCUGGCAGAUAUCAAUACGAUCCACACGCUGACUAGCAACCUCAGCGUACCCAAGCGGGUGCCACUCAAGCAGAAUCGGCGUCUUGCCGUCGAUUUGGCGUUCAACGAUGAGGCCCCGUCGACAUCGACGACCUUUCGCCGCAUCAUGCACAAUAUCUGGACCUCUGUCAAGAUGAUGCGACUCUUUCUCUCUCUGGCGUGGACGGAUGCUAAGGCGCGUACCUGCAGCUACUGCCUGGGGUUCUUCUCCGUGCUCGUCGUCGUGCUCCUAUGCGUUCUGAUGAUUUCGCUGCUGGUCCACAUGCCGAUUGUGUUUCUUCGUCUUUCUGAGGAGACGAAUGGCGAGUUUGACCUCCAAAUCGUACCCGGCGGGGUCAUGGAGCAGGCCAUGAGCAUCAACUACUCAGUCAUCAAAGAGCUGUUCCCUGAGAGUGACCCCGAAUAUGGAUACAACGCCCCUCGCUUGUUGGACAUGUACAGGGCUCGUACCACGUGGUCGUGCCCGAACAAGACUCUGACGCGAAUGUGGUACAACGCGGACGGAAGUGUAUGCAGUGAUAUUGACUCAUGCAUGAGCUCUUGCCUCCCAAACGGAACCGCCGUAGUGGGCCUUGUGGCGAUUGACGCAGCGGCAGAGGCGCGUAUGGGGCUCGGCACGGACUACGAUCAACCUACGCUGAACGAAGGGGAGGUGAUCUUGUCGCACCGCGCCUCGAUUCUUAUGGGUGAGGUGAAUGUGGGUGACAUGGUGAUCCUCUACGGAAAUGCCCAGGCGAGCACUCAGUUCGCGGUCAGCAAGCUAGCGCAUAACGAUUCGGCGGAAGUCAUCAUGACCUUCAGGGUCAUCUCCAUCAUGCCAGAGUCCCAGCGCAAGUUCCCAGAUAUGGACGCCUAUGCCAUUGUGUCCUUCCAGACAUUCUUACGUGACCUCUCGAAGGGCCUGGGGCCGUACACAUCCGCCGCGGGUGUAGAGGGGGUGGCCAAUACGAACCCAAACGAGUGCGCGUCUGCCGUGUACUUCAUCAUGAGCCCGGCGACACGACUGAACGUGUACAGUCCUACGAACUACAACAGGAUUCGCAGAAACGUGGUGGCGUGGUCAUCGAGGAUACUGUCGUCGCUCGGGCUCAUGCAGAUCAACGCCUUUGCAACGCAGCUGCCCGGUUUGUUCUCGACCCGCCUCUUCAGUGUCUUCACUGGGCUCACUAUGUCCGUCAUCCUCUUGGCACUGGCGUUCCUGAGCGUUGUGCUAAUUUAUACCCUUCUCACGGUCGGGGUCGAAACAAAGAAGUACGAGCUCGGUAUCCAACGCAUGGUGGGUCUCACCAAGGAGAAUCUGAUUUUUUUGGUGCUCACCAAUGCGUAUGCGUUUACCCUGCCUGCGUGGCUCAUUGGUCUGGUUGCUGGGCAGGGCGCUUAUACGGGAAUUAGGUUUAUGUUCCUGAAGUUAGUGAACGUGGAGCUGCCCAUGUUUAUCUCGGGGGCUUCCGUCGGGUGGGCCACGCUCGCUGGCCUCGGUAUCCCUAUCGUUGCCUCGUUCUUCCCGAUUCUCUCACUGGUGUCGCAGAGCCUUCCCGAUGCCAUCAACACCUCGCGUAGCCGCAACAGCGGGGUCAUCUACAAGAUCCAACGCAAAGACUCGACACAGUGGAGCGGGCCGAUGUUCGCCCUCGGCGUGCUGUUCUUCGUCUUUGGGUUCCUUGUCUACUACCUCUUUCCCACCGCGUUAAUCACGAUGAACCUGGCCUUGAUCUUCUACAUCUUCUUCGGCGUUCUCAUUGGGCUGCUUGCAGGCUUCGUGCUGCUUGCAAUGAAUUUUGAGCGAGUGGCGCAGACGUCCAUCAGCUAUCUGCUGCUGUUCUGGGAGAGCAAGGCGGUGUUCUCGUUCAUGCAGAAGAGCCUCAGUGCGCAUCGGCGCCGCAACCGUAAGACGUCUCUCAUGUACGCGCUUUCCCUCGCCUUUAUCAUAUUCAUUACGGUGGUGGUGCAGAUUCAGCUGAUCUCCUUUGAGUACUCGUCUCGCCAGAGUCUGGGCGGCGAGAUGAUUUUCACCACACGCGACAUGACGAUGGAAGAGUACUGGGUCAUAGAGGAGAUUCUCGAAAAGCAAAAGGAGAUGGGCAUCAUCUCCGCAUACACUUACGACUACAACAGCUCCCGUGUUUUGUCCUCGCAGUUCACCAAAAUCAUCUCACUUGGCCGCUUACACAACUCCAGGACGACCCUGAGGCUGCUCUCGCCUAACUACUUUGAGGUGAUGGAUAGCCAAUACCUCAAAAUUAACAGUUUUCAGAGCAUCAUUGGCCGCUACGGCCUUGUGCAGUCCCUCUACAGCCCUGAAGGUCUCUACAAGGGUAUCAUGUCCUCUGGCGUGGCGGAACACCUUGGCGUUGGAAACGCUGACGGUGUCGUUUUGCUCGAGAGGGGGACGGUGUCCAAUGUAAGGCUACGCAAGCAGACUGUGAUUCGGACCACAGUCCGUCCUCUUGCCACACUCGACCUGGCUCCAGCAAUAUCGAUGUCCAAAUACUCGACCAGCAAGGGUGAUCUCGUGGUGAGUAUUCCUGGGCUCUUCCGGCAGCUUAAUGUGUCCCGCAUGAGCGUCCUAAGCGGGAGGGUGGGGCGACUUCGGCUGCGCGUGAAGGACCCUCAGUGGUUCGACUAUCUCGAUGACCUGCUCACCAGGAGCCUUUCCGAGAUGGGUCGUACAGCUACCGUGAAGAACAUUAGGGAUGUGACGAGCAACGUCGCCUCAGCUGCCAACCUCCUGAACCUCUUCUUCAUUAUAACCCAGAUCAUGAUCAUGCUCAUUUGCUUCUUCUCGCUGAUGAGCAGCAUGACCUCCAACGUGUUCGACUCCUCCAAGGAGGUUGGCGUGCUGCUGUGCUUGGGCAUGUCACAUUUUCAGGUGUACCGCGUGUACAUCUGGGAAGCCUUCGUCUUGGUCGUGUCAUCGGGCAUCCUGGGGCUCAUCGUCGGCCUCAUCGUGGCCUACACGAUGCAGCUACAGAACGUCUUGUUUACAGAGCUGCCUCUGCCGUUCCCCUUUCCGUACAUCCAGCUGUGCAUUCUGGUUGGUAUGGGUUUCGUUUCGGCGCUGGCGUCCAGCAUCAGCCCGGUGGCUUACCUUUUAAGUCUUCCCUCCGUCACCCAUAUCCUGCGUCGCGUCACUCACUGA
Messenger RNA from Leishmania braziliensis MHOM/BR/75/M2904, 3384 nucleotides. RefSeq lists its product as hypothetical. The record is from RefSeq and is a predicted model, not a curated record. Gene Ontology annotation, cellular component: membrane. The transcript has a single exon. Bases 1 to 3384 code for a protein of 1127 amino acids. Lineage: Eukaryota; Euglenozoa; Kinetoplastea; Trypanosomatida; Trypanosomatidae.